AUGUCGUCCCAAGCCCCUCACUCCACCCUGUUGAUUCCAGGACCCAUCGAGUUCGAUGAUGCUGUCCUUCAGUCCAUGUCCCACUAUGCUGAAAGCCAUGUCAGCCCCGCCUUCGUCAAGGUCUUUGGAGAGACCCUGACCCUGGUUCGGAAACUCUUCCAGUCCACCAACCCCUCCGCACAGCCCUUCGUCAUCUCCGGCAGUGGCACACUCGGCUGGGAUGUUGUGGCUUCGAACUUGAUCGAGAAGGAUGAAAAUGCGCUCGUCCUGCACACCGGAUACUUUGCCGAUUCCUUCGCUGCCUGCUUGGAGACAUACGGCGCUCAAGCAACACAGCUCAAGGCACCUAUUGGCGACCGUCCGUCCUUUGAGCAGAUCGAGCAAGCAUUGAAGGAAAAGCCCUACAAGAUAAUCACCAUUACCCACGUUGAUACCUCGACCGGCGUGCUGAGCGACAUCAAGCGCGUCACGGAGAUUGUCCGCCGGGUCAGCCCCGACACCCUGGUGGUUGUUGACGGGGUUUGCAGUGUCGGAUGCGAGGAUAUUGCCUUUGAUGAGUGGGACUUGGAUGUAGUCCUGACCGCCAGUCAGAAGGCCAUCGGCUGCCCUCCCGGUCUCAGUAUCUUGAUGCUCUCCGGCCGGGCCAUCGACCGGUUCAGGUCCCGCAAGACCCCUCCCUCAUCGUACUUUGCCUCGAUCGCCAACUGGAUGCCAAUCAUGCAAAACUACGAGAACAACAAGCCCUCCUACUUCGCCACACCCCCCACUCAGCUCGUCCACGCUUUGCACACUUCUCUGUCUCAGAUCACUGCACGCCCCAUGGCCGAGCGCUUUGCUAUCCACGCCCAGACCUCGGACCGCGUCAAGGCUGCCGUUGCCGAGCUCGGUCUGCGCCAAUUGGCCUCCCAGCCGGAGAGCCAGGCUCACGCCAUGACGGCCAUCUACCUGCCCGACGGCCUGACUCCUCCAGAUGUGCUUCCGGGUCUGUUGAAGCGCGGUGUCAUCUUCGCAGCCGGCCUGCACAAGGAGAUUGCCACCCGGUACAUCCGAUUCGGACACAUGGGUGUGAGUGUGACAGACCCCGCACGCAACGAUAUUGACAAGGCCAUCGCGGCGCUCAAGGAAGCCCUCACAGAGGCUAAGCAGGCCAAGGGCUUGUGA
Messenger RNA from Aspergillus thermomutatus, 1161 nucleotides. Its product is annotated as alanine--glyoxylate transaminase. Gene Ontology annotation, molecular function: L-serine:pyruvate transaminase activity; L-alanine:glyoxylate transaminase activity. The coding region runs from base 1 to 1161 and encodes 386 amino acids. The record is from RefSeq and is a predicted model, not a curated record. Gene Ontology annotation, cellular component: peroxisome. NCBI's taxonomy places the organism in Eukaryota, Fungi, Ascomycota, Eurotiomycetes, Eurotiales, Aspergillaceae. The transcript is spliced from 2 exons.